This is a messenger RNA of Chrysochloris asiatica (Cape golden mole), 1716 nucleotides long. RefSeq names its product phosphoglucomutase 5 (gene PGM5). Gene Ontology annotation, biological process: carbohydrate metabolic process; myofibril assembly; striated muscle tissue development. Gene Ontology annotation, cellular component: cytosol; cell-substrate junction; adherens junction. Gene Ontology annotation, molecular function: phosphoglucomutase activity. The record is from RefSeq and is a predicted model, not a curated record. Lineage: Eukaryota; Metazoa; Chordata; Mammalia; Afrosoricida; Chrysochloridae. The transcript has 11 exons. Bases 13 to 1716 code for a protein of 567 amino acids.
UCUGGAGGCGCUAUGGAGGGGAGCCCCAUCCCGGUGCUGACGGUGCCCACGGCGCCCUACGAGGACCAGCGGCCGACGGGCGGCGGGGGGCUGCGGCGGCCCACCGGGCUCUUCGAGGGCCAGCGCAACUACCUGCCCAACUUCAUCCAGAGCGUCCUGUCGUCCAUCGACCUGCGCGACCGCCAGGGCUGCACUAUGGUGGUGGGCAGCGACGGCAGGUACUUCAGCCGUACGGCCACCGAGAUCGUGGUACAAAUGGCCGCGGCCAACGGGAUUGGGCGCCUAAUUAUUGGACAAAAUGGCAUCUUGUCGACCCCUGCUGUCUCCUGCAUUAUCAGAAAGAUCAAAGCAGCUGGAGGAAUCAUCCUAACAGCCAGUCACUUCCCUGGAGGGCCGGGAGGAGAGUUCGGGGUCAAGUUUAAUGUUGCCAAUGGAGGUCCUGCGCCAGACGUGGUUUCAGACAAAAUCUAUCAGAUCAGCAAAACCAUUGAGGAGUAUGCUAUAUGUCCUGACCUUCGCCUCGACCUUUCCCGGCUAGGACGUCAGGAGUUCGACCUGGAGAACAAGUUCAAGCCCUUCAGAGUGGAGAUUGUGGACCCUGUGGAUAUCUACCUUAACCUCCUACGGACCAUCUUUGACUUCAGUGCCAUCAAGAGUUUGCUGACGGGCCCUGGACAACUGAAGAUUCGUGUUGAUGCAAUGCAUGGAGUGAUGGGCCCCUAUGUGAGGAAGGUCCUGUGUGAUGAACUGGGGGCACCAGCCAAUUCUGCUAUCAACUGUGUUCCACUGGAAGACUUCGGGGGGCAGCAUCCUGACCCCAACCUGACAUAUGCAACAACCCUCCUGGAAGCCAUGAAAGGAGGCGAGUAUGGAUUUGGAGCCGCGUUUGAUGCUGAUGGGGACCGGUACAUGAUCCUCGGCCAAAAUGGCUUCUUUGUGAGCCCAUCCGACUCCCUGGCCAUUAUUGCUGCCAACCUCUCUUGCAUUCCGUAUUUCCGUCAGAUGGGUGUCCGCGGAUUUGGGAGGAGCAUGCCAACCAGUACCGCCCUGGACAGGGUGGCCAAAUCCAUGAAGGUCCCUGUGUAUGAGACCCCAGCUGGAUGGAGAUUCUUCUCAAAUCUGAUGGACUCGGGACGGUGCUCGCUGUGUGGUGAAGAGAGCUUUGGCACUGGCUCUGACCACCUCAGGGAGAAGGACGGCCUAUGGGCUGUCUUGGUUUGGCUGUCCAUCCUCGCUGCCCGGAAGCAGAGUGUGGAGGAGAUCGUCCGAGACCACUGGGCCAAAUUUGGGCGCCACUAUUACUGCAGGUUUGACUACGAAGCUCUGGACCCUAAGACCACAUAUUACAUCAUGAGGGACCUGGAGGCCUUGGUCACGGACAAGUCCUUCAUCGGACAGCAGUUCGCUGUGGGGAGCCACGUCUACAGCGUCUCCAAGACAGACAGCUUCGAAUAUGUAGACCCUGUGGAUGGCACCGUGACCAAGAAACAGGGCCUGCGGAUCAUUUUCUCGGACGCAUCGCGGCUCAUCUUCCGGCUCAGUUCGUCCAGUGGUGUGCGGGCCACGCUCCGGCUGUACGCAGAGAGCUACGAGCGAGAUCCCAGCGGUCACGACCAGGAGCCGCAGGCGGUGCUGAGCCCUCUCAUAGCUAUCGCUCUGAAGAUAUCCCAGAUCCACGAACGAACUGGCCGGAGGGGCCCCACAGUCAUCACCUGA